Messenger RNA from Colossoma macropomum (tambaqui), 3324 nucleotides. It is a transcript of the gene tshz3a, whose product is annotated as teashirt zinc finger homeobox 3a. The record is from RefSeq and is a predicted model, not a curated record. The coding region runs from base 175 to 3300 and encodes 1041 amino acids. Gene Ontology annotation, cellular component: nucleus. Lineage: Eukaryota; Metazoa; Chordata; Actinopteri; Characiformes; Serrasalmidae. The transcript has 2 exons. Gene Ontology annotation, molecular function: DNA binding; DNA-binding transcription factor activity, RNA polymerase II-specific. Gene Ontology annotation, biological process: regulation of transcription by RNA polymerase II.
CAAAGGACGGUCUGCGCUGGAAGCGGCGCACCUGCUCUCGUCAACGUGUCGGCCAAUGUAGCGACUGCCCAGCAAGUCGUGGCUGAAAUAAGUGGCGCGGUUCAAGAGGAGCGGACCGUUUCGUGUUGUGUGAAGGGCGCCAAGAGGUCCAGCGCCUCGCCGUUAGCAGUUAGCAUGGCCAGGAGGAAACAGCACGCGCCUAAGCGCGCGGCAGCCUAUGAAUCGGAGGAUGUUAAGGAGCCUGACAUGCAAAGUGAAGUCAUGGAAAGACAACACUCAACAACUUGGGGGGAAACACUGGACAACAAUGAUUACUAUAAAAAGGAGUAUCUCUUCCAAAAUUCAAAAGAAGAAGGCUGCACCUCUGCUGCUGAUUUUUCAGAGAAGGACAGUGAAUCACCCAGUCUUGAGUCAAAUAAACCCACUUCUGAUUUUGAAAGCACUUACAUCAAAAAUAAGGACGAACCUGUGAAAGACAGUCAUAAUGGGGGAUCUGAGAGGUUGGUGUGUGGGUCAGAUAGUUUGGAACAGAUAAAGGCCAUUUAUAAAAGUUUUCUCUCUAACUCCUAUUGGUCCUCACUAAGUCUGAAUCCUUCUCAACCAUGUGCAGAGAAAACAUCUGACAUUAGCAGCUGCAGUAGCAGCAGCAACAGCAGCCCUGGAGGCGAGUGCUUUGACUGGCACCAGUCUGCAAUCGCAAAGACCUUGCAACAGGUUUCUGAAAAACAGCUUCAUCCAGCAAUGGAGCCAAGUCUUUUUAGCACUGUCCAGCUCUACCGCCAAAGUGCUAAACUUUAUGGGUCUAUUUUUACUGGUGCAAGCAAGUUCCAUUGUAAAAGCUGUAGUGCAUCUUAUGACACGCUGGUUGAUCUAACAGUUCACAUGAGUGACACUGGACACUAUCGAGAUGACAACCAUGAGAGGGCUGGAAAAGGUGCGAAGACUUGGUCCAAGCCACGUAAACGUUCUUUACUGGAAAUGGAGGGGAAGGAGGAUGCCCAGAAGGUUCUCCGUUGUAUGUACUGUGGGCACUCUUUUGAGUCUUUGCAAGACCUCAGUGUGCAUAUGAUCAAGACUAAACACUACCAAAAAGUGCCUCUGAAAGAACCUGGAACAUCCAUUGGCAGUAAAGUUAUCUCUUCUUUUAAAAAAAGAGUACCAGUGGAAGUAGACCUAACUAAAUUGAAUGGUGCAGAGCAAAAAAGAUCUUCUAAAGGGACUCAGGUAAAUGAUAAUUGUCCCAACGUUUCUGAUAUUAAUAAGAAAGACGUUCUUGCAGACCACAAUGGGGUGAGCAGUGCCUUUCAGCUUAAAUCUCAGAUUUUGAGAUGCACGGAGUGCAGGAGUUCCUAUGAAUCUUUACACCAGUUAACUGCCCACAUUAUGCUAACGGGUCACUUUGUCAGAGCCAGCAACUCUCUUCAAACAACAGACAAAUGCCUUUCAGAACAGCCACUCUUGCCUACUAAAGUUAAAACGAGUGAUGAGAAGAUCCAAACAGAGACACAAGACCCUUCUGCAUCUUCCCCAACUGGAAUCACACGUGAGCCACCAUGUUCCCCUUCUGCCGUUCAAAACAAUGCUAAGGAUGAAAUUCAGGGGAAGAUAUUACUGAAAGAAGACAUUUGCAGAGAACCAGCUAUUGAGAAUGAUGCAGGUGAGAGAUAUAAUGUAUCUUCAAAAUUUGAUUACCUUACUGAGGAAGAUCUGAAAGAGAGUCCAAAAGUGAACCUUGAUAUCCUCAAGUCAUUGGAGAAUACUGUUACAUCUGCAAUCAACAAAGCACAGAAAGGUACACCAAGCUGGGGAGGAUACCAGAGCAUUCAUGCUGCUUAUCAGUUACAAAAUAACAUGAGGCCUUCUCUCUAUAACCCAGGGCGUGUUUCCUCCAUACAACACCUGGUGCAUGGUAUGGAAGUUCAGCAGUCAGAUAAAUGUCAACUAAUCAUCUCUCCAAACCCCCCACAGAGAGCUCCUUCACCCACAGUGAACCUGCAUGCAAUGGAGGAGCUGGUGAAGAAGGUAACAGAUAGGGUUGUUGAGGAACAGAAGAAAAAUACUGAUGAGCAAGUUUUUUUACAAAGGCAGGUCAUAACCUCACCUUCUAGAAGUGCAGACAGGAAAUCAUCAGCAUCCAGUUCCCCAAUAGUUGAGAGUCGUGAAACACUAAGUGAUACAGAUACUAAGGUUGCUGACCCUGAAAAUAACACAGACGAGAAGAGUCCAAUAAAAUGUACAGACAGUUUUGCACAGCCCCCUGCCUCUUCUCUAUCAUUGUGUGAUGAUAAUGCUGUAAUAACCAGUCACCCAGAGCCAAAACAACCCUUUGUUAGUCCUUUGAAUGCCCUUCAGUCAGUAAUGAAUCUUCAUUUAGGUAAAGCGGCCAAACCUGUGAAGCCAGUCCAGGACCCUAUGUGUAUGCUUCUCAAGAUGAGCAACACCAUGGCAGAGAGGGCUGCAGUGGCUGCACCUCCAAUGCCAAGCUCAAAACUGGAGCCAUUAAAUCCAGAUUUUCAUCAGAUUGACAAAGACCAACCAAUAGAUUUAUCCAAAGGCAGAAAGAGGCAGUGUUUAGCGACUGCUUCUCUCCCAGGAAAGGUGCUAAACUCUUGUUUGCCUGGUAUGACCAGAACUGAUUUAUCAAAUAUUCUAUGCACUCCAGGCAGCCCAGUGCAUGAGAGUGCCCUCUCAGACAUAUCAGACAUGCUACGGAACUUGUCAGACAGCCACGUCUCAAAGCCCCCAACACCUUCCCAUAAAGUAGAGCGGUCAGAGAUUGAAGGUGCACACACCCCAGAUGAGGGCGACGAUGCAUCCAUGGUGCACAAACGUAAGGGCAGGCAAUCACAUUGGAAUCCUCAACACUUGCUGAUUCUGCAGGCCCAGUUCACAUCCUGCCUUAGAGAGACAGCUGAUGGGAAGUAUGUCAUAUCGGACUUGAGCCCCCAAGAAAGGAUGGUCAUCUCGCGCGUUACAGGUCUUUCCAUGACAACCAUCAGCCACUGGCUAGCCAAUGUGAAAUAUCAGUUGAGACGAACAGGUAGGACCAAGUUUCUGAAAAAUGUUGACUCUGGUCACCCAGUUUUCUUCUGUAGUGAAUGUGCCAUACAAAUCCAGUCUCGGUCAACAUACCUCUGUCACCUUGAGUCACAUCUCGGUUUUCGAAUGCGGGACUUGGCAAAGUUUUCUUGUGAGAACAUUAGCAAGAAGAUUCCAAGGCAUUCAAAGGACUUAUCCCAAAAACAUGUUGUGUCUCCCCUCUCACCUGCUACAGGUCCAGAACAGUUGUAUCCAGUGUAAGCACUGUAUAUGGGUCCUAAAUUU